GGAGGCUGUGGACUAUUUGCUUCCGACAUAGGAACAGCAUUGGGUUGGGAAUCUGCACUCCUGAGAGAAUGCUGGGAAUCUGCAGAGGGCGACGGAAAUUCCUGGCUGCCUCUCUGACCAUCCUUUUUGUCCCAGCCAUUACGUGGAUUUAUCUGUUUGCUGGGAGCUUUGAAGAUGGGAAGCCAGUGUCACUGUCCCCACUUGAGUCCCAGCCCCACAGUCCUCAGUACACGGCGUCGAGCCAGCGGGAACGCGAGAGUUUGGAAGUUCGCAUGCGGGAGGUGGAGGAGGAGAACCGUGUGCUUCGCAAGCAGCUCAGCCUGGCACAGAGUCGCAGUCCCUCACACCACCAUGGCAAUCACUCCAAAACCUACUCCAUGGAAGAGGGCACGGGCGACAGCGAGAGCCUGCGGGCUGGAAUUGUGGCGGGGAACAGUUCCGAGUGCGGGCAGCAACCAGCAGUGGAAAAGUGUGAGACCAUCCACGUUGCCAUUGUUUGUGCAGGGUACAAUGCCAGUCGGGAUGUUGUCACACUUGUCAAGUCUGUCUUAUUUCACAGGCGAAACCCACUCCACUUUCACCUCAUCGCAGAUGCAAUUGCCAAACAGAUCCUGGCAACUCUGUUCCAGACAUGGAUGGUCCCUGCUGUGCGCAUAGACUUCUAUGAUGCAGAUGAGCUUAAGUCGGAAGUGUCUUGGAUCCCCAACAAACACUACUCUGGGAUUUACGGGCUGAUGAAGUUGGUUCUGACUAAGACUCUACCUUCCAAUCUUGAGCGAGUCAUUGUCCUCGACACAGACAUUACCUUUGCCACUGACAUUGCUGAGCUCUGGGCCGUCUUUCACAAGUUCAAAGGGCAGCAAGUUCUUGGCUUAGUGGAGAACCAGAGUGAUUGGUAUUUGGGCAACCUUUGGAAGAAUCAUCGGCCUUGGCCAGCACUUGGGAGGGGCUACAACACAG
Messenger RNA from Acanthisitta chloris (rifleman), 960 nucleotides. RefSeq names its product glycosyltransferase-like protein LARGE1. The annotation marks the transcript as partial. Lineage: Eukaryota; Metazoa; Chordata; Aves; Passeriformes; Acanthisittidae. Gene Ontology annotation, molecular function: xylosyltransferase activity; glucuronosyltransferase activity. The transcript is spliced from 6 exons. The record is from RefSeq and is a predicted model, not a curated record. Gene Ontology annotation, biological process: protein O-linked glycosylation via mannose.